UGCUUGGUUGGAUGGGCGGCACGAUGCUCGCCGAAGCUCACCUCGCUGCCAGAUUUCUUCCUUCGAAUCCUUCUAUCCGCCCUCCUCGCCGCAGCAAUCCCACCGCCACAAGCGUUUCUUUCCGUCGGGUUUCCACGAGGAAUCCCUCCCUUGAAGCCCUCAAGGAUCGCCUUAUCCGCCUCGCCGACUCUGGCCGCAUCGACGAUGCCCUCUCCACCCUCGACCUCAUGGCCGACCGCGGCAUCCCUGCCGACCUCGUCUCCUACUCUGUCCUCCUCAGGUCCUGCAUCCGCUCCCGGGACCUUCGUCGCGGCCGCCUCGUCCAACGCCGCCUUCUCGACUCGGGCCUCCAGUUCGACUCUGUCGUCACAAAUUCCCUCAUUUCUCUCUACUCCAAAUGCGGGGAGUGGGAGGCUGCCCUUUCCAUAUUCGAAGAAAUGGGGAGCAGAAGAGACGUCGUGUCGUGGACCGCACUCGUCUCUUAUGGUGCCCAAAACGGUAUGCAAGGGAGAGCCAUCGCCAUGUUCUGCCAAAUGCUUGAAACUGGAAUCAUCCCCAACGAAUUCAGCUUCUGUAGCGUGAUUCAAGCUUGCUCUAAGUCAGAAUACCUGUGGAUUGGAAGGGCAAUUCUAGGUUUUGUGGUAAAGAUGGGAUUUUUCUGGUGGGACGCAUCGGUUGGUUGUGCCUUGAUAGCCAUGUUCGCUGAGAAUGAUGACUUGUUAUCCGCCCGCAAGGUGUUUGAUGGAAUACUUGAAAGGAACGCUGUUGUCUGGACUCUAAUGAUAUCCAGGUAUGGACAGCACGGGCGUGGUAGAGAUGCACUUGACUUGUACCUGGAAAUGAUUCUUAGCGAUUUCGAGCCUGAUCGUUUCACGCUAAGCAGCGUCAUUUCUGCAUGCAGUGACUUGGAGUCUUUGGAAUUUGGACGGCAAAUGCAUUCUCAAGCCAUUAGGUUAGGAUUGGCUCAUGAUGCCUGUGUUGGUUGCACCCUUGUAGACAUGUAUGCAAAAUGCUCAUUGAUGGAUGACUCCAGGAAAGUUUUUGAUCGAAUGGAUGAACACAGUGUCAUGUCAUGGACCACAAUUAUCUCAGGCUAUGCUCAGAGUAGCAUGCAUGACGAAAAGGCAAUUGAGCUUUUUAUCAAUAUGAUCAAUGGAAGUGUUCGACCAAAUCAUUUCACUUAUUCCAGCAUCCUCAAGGCCUGUGCAAAUCUUGCGGAUUCGCAGGUGGGGCAGCAAAUACAUGCCCGAGUCAUCAAAUCAGGUCUAGCAUUUGUAAAUUUUGUAGGAAACUCUUUGGUCAGCAUGUAUGCACGAUUCGGAAGGAUGGAAGAGGCCAUUAGAGCUUUUGAUUCAUUGUAUGAGAAAAAUGUGGUUUCCUGUAAUGCAAUAGCAGAUGGAUGUGCUAAGAAUUAUAACUAUGAACAAGCAAUUGAGGUUCUCUAUCAGAUUCAGAGUAUGGAUAUGGGUGCCAAUGCAUUUACCUUCGCGAGCCUGCUGAGCGCAGCGGCAAGUAUUGGAAUGCUGAGCAAGGGCCAACAGCUCCAUGCCCAGUUAUUAAAAGCAGGACUUCGGUCGGACAUGGGCAUCGGUAAUUCUCUGAUAUCUAUGUAUUCAAGAUGUGGUAGUAUAGAUGAUGCUUGCCAAGCUUUUGGUGAGAUGAAUGAUCACAAUGUGAUUUCAUGGACCGCAAUGAUAACUGGUUUUGCUAAACAAGGGGAUGCGGAUCAAGCCCUUAAAUUAUAUCAGAAUAUGGUGUCUGCAGGUGUUAAGCCAAAUGCAAUAACCUAUGUUGCUGUUUUGUCUUCUUGUAGUCAUGCAGGUUUGGUUGAACAAGGAUGGGAACACUUCCAUGCAAUGCAAAAGGACCACAGGGUUGCUCCGACAAUGGAGCACUAUGCCUGCAUGGUUGAUCUGCUCGGCCGAUCAGGUCUUUUGGAGGAUGCUUUUAAGUUCAUAAAUUCCAUGCCUUUAAGAGCUGAUGUCUUGGUGUGGAGGACACUGCUUGGUGGUUGUAGCGUGCAUGGGGACAUCAGGUUGGGAGAAAUUGCUGCCAAAAGAAUCUUGGAGUUGGCUCCAGAGGACCCAGCAGCCUAUGUCUUGCUCUCUAAUAUGUAUGCCGAGGUAGGUAGAUGGGAGGAUGUAGCAACUGUUAGGCAUGCUAUGAAGGAGAGAAAUCUUAACAAAGAAGCUGGAUUGAGCUGGAUAGAAGUAGAGAACAUCAUUCAUAAGUUUCAUGUGGGAGAUACUAGUCAUCCACAAGCUCAGAAAAUCUAUGCCAAGUUGGACGAAUUGUUUGCUAGAAUCAAGGAAAUGGGUUAUGUGCCAAACACCAACUUUGUUCUUCAUGACAUAGAGGACCACCUGAAGGAACAAUACCUACUUCAGCACAGCGAGAAGAUAGCAGUUGCUUUUGGUCUCAUAAACACAUCGGGUCCCAAGCCGAUUCGGGUAUUCAAGAACCUUCGUGUCUGUGGAGACUGUCACAAUGCGAUCAAAUGCAUAUCAAAAGCCACUGGAAGAGAUGUUAUCUUGAGGGAUUCUAACCGUUUUCAUCAUAUUAGGAACGGGGUGGCUGGAAUUCCUCGAGACAAUGAAGAGUCCCAGAACACCAUCAGCACCACAGUGACAUUGUCAAAACUCCCUCAACAAAUAGCAAGCCUUGCGAGCACGGCAGCCGCAUAUCUGACAGAAGAAUGAGACACCCCACCAGUAGUACCAUUAUCAGAAUCAGAUGGCUUCUCUUCCAGGUAUUUCUUUAUCAGUCUGCACGCCAUGCCACUUGAUAUCACAUCCCAUAACCUGUCUCUCGCCAGGAUAAGGAAUUGGUCUUCCUCAGAGCAUUCAAUCACCAUGAAUUCAGGUUCAGAGCUGACAUAGGCUUUAGAACGUAGUCUCCUGCAUCCAUACACGAUAUCGAUUAUAACUGACCGUGUCUGAGUACAUUGAACAUUGCCAAAAGGAACAAUAGAAUAUAUGUUAUACCAAAGGAUCUAGAAAUGGACAGUAUUCCCAAGACACGAGGACAGUCCCAGUACAAGACUUGCCCUCCCAGAGCUUCUACUCUUUCUGAGCUCCUCUGGUUUGUCGGGCUACUUUAAUGGUAGAUGUUCAAACACAAUGUAUAAAAUAAUUUAUUUUAAAUGGUCCAAAAUUUUUGGUAGCUAUAAAAUAAGGAAAGAAUGCCACGAAUGAAUGGAUAAUGCCAUGAUACUUCGUGUUGUAUUCUAUAAAGGGAUCUUAGGCUCAAAUCAUGGGACAGCAAGGGGAAAAUAUAGUGUGUUCUUUAAGGCUGUCAAAGGAUUUUUGCACUUCAUUCUUUCUACGAUGAACAGGCAUUCCAUUAGAUAGACAUCAAUGAGAAAAAGUAAGCACUAGAAAAAACGGUACUGCUCUGAUGUGAGUAGGCAAUCCAUUAUACAUAUAUGCAUGAGGAAUCGUGAGAAGGAUUCCACGGGUCAUCGGAGUUGGUAAGUAGUGAUUUGUUUGUCACUUGAGAACGUGGGGUCGAACCACGGGGCUGUCAGGGCGUAAAUCCCUGAACCCUGUGCACCUCACCCCACCCACUACUUGCUCGCUCGGCUGUCUGAUUUACCUCCCUCGUGAUCUGGGGUCGGGUGUGGCGGGGACGCUGGGGGGCGAGCGAUUUCGUCUUUUGCCACAUGAGGAACCGUGAGAAGUAUAGACAUUAGAGAGUUCACCAUGUGUUGACGUGUGGUAUCGAGCAACAGUGAUUUAUCUUCCUUAACAUAAUCUGGGAAUGGACUCUGAGGGGCACCUGGAGUGAGCGUAAUAACCUUUUUACGACAAUGGUAUCAAGCAGCAAACUUUACUAGAUCAAUGAGUAAGAACCUGCAAACUAAAAAAAUUACAUGAUACACUAGAAGAGAUAGAGGUGAUUCAGUGGAGUAUACCAAGAAAGCAAUGAGCAUUAAUUUAUUUUCCUUAAUAACUGAAUGCAGAAUUGAUCGCCCUUAGAAGAAAAAACGCAGAACUACUUGGAUAUACAUAUACAUACACAUUCAACAUUACAUAUUUACAUUCUUGAUAUGGAAUGGGCACAGGUACAAACUAGAAACAUUAUGCCAACGGUGGCAUGGCUAACUUCUAUAUUCAAAUUGUAUGUGGAAAUGCUAUAUUUGUAUACUUGCAAAUGGAUAUAAAUUGACUGUAUCUAUAUUUCUGUGCUAGAUUUAUCCAAACAUAGUUGCUACAAAUAAACAGAACAAAUUUGUAUUAAAAAUGAUAACCAAACGUGGAAGACUAUGUUUCAGCUGAUCCCUUAGGUAAUUCAGUUGCAUUAAAAAACUUAACAGAAUAGUGUGUAGCU
This is a messenger RNA of Zingiber officinale, 4329 nucleotides long. RefSeq names its product pentatricopeptide repeat-containing protein At3g49170, chloroplastic-like. Gene Ontology annotation, molecular function: protein binding; RNA binding; zinc ion binding. The record is from RefSeq and is a predicted model, not a curated record. Bases 12 to 2699 code for a protein of 895 amino acids. Gene Ontology annotation, biological process: RNA modification. The transcript is spliced from 2 exons. NCBI's taxonomy places the organism in Eukaryota, Viridiplantae, Streptophyta, Magnoliopsida, Zingiberales, Zingiberaceae.